Molecule: messenger RNA, 713 nt
Organism: Austrofundulus limnaeus
Lineage: Eukaryota; Metazoa; Chordata; Actinopteri; Cyprinodontiformes; Rivulidae
Gene: ccni
Product: cyclin I
Source: RefSeq, a predicted model, not a curated record
AGUGGGCGGGGCCUGUCUGUCUCCUCCUUCCCCAGGGCCUCUUCCUCGGAAGUGGAUGCAUCCGUCUAUGUUCCGUUCAUUUCUUUUAAAAUAUUUUUUAUAACAACCCCUUCUUUCCCUGACACUUCGCWCCAUGGCAGCCACAAUGGACGACUAAACCGGGCCACGGGUUCUGGUUCCGCCCGUCUUUCUUUAAUCUUGCAUCAAGAGGACCGGAUGAAACCCAACUGUGGUUUUCUCCGCUUCGCAGGGGAGGUAGCUGUAUCCAGUGGGGAGGUGGGCUCGACCCGGGGAGGACAGGAUGAAGUCGGUCCAGCCCUGGGGACGCCGGAGGCUGUCGUUUCUCCUGGAAACAGUCGCCUCUAGGGAAGCCAGCACGUGGACGGUCUACGCGCCGAAGAAACCCUCCUCACAGAUCGACAGCUCAGAGCUGAUCCUCAGCCGAGAGCUGGUGGCGCGCAGUCUGUCCACGCCGAGCGCUUCCCUGCCUCCAAACACUGUCUACAUCUACCAGCCCCGCCCCCCCACCUGCUGCCAGCCGGGUAGGUUCUACGUCCGGUUGCUCUGCUCUGCAAAGACGGUCACAUAAAAACCAACAUGAGUCUGGUUUGUUCUCAGGGACCAUCACCUCCCGGGACCACCCCCUCUGCACCCCCGUCCAGCCCCCAACAGCUUCUGCCGAGGAGGGGAGGAGCUUCUCCUCAGCUCUGCUC